Molecule: messenger RNA, 1739 nt
Organism: Saimiri boliviensis boliviensis (Bolivian squirrel monkey)
Lineage: Eukaryota; Metazoa; Chordata; Mammalia; Primates; Cebidae
Gene: DDIT4
Product: DNA damage inducible transcript 4
Biological process (GO): response to hypoxia; negative regulation of TOR signaling; apoptotic process
Cellular component (GO): cytoplasm
Molecular function (GO): 14-3-3 protein binding
Source: RefSeq, a predicted model, not a curated record
GCAGCCGGCCAAAGGGGAGGUGCGGGUGUGGAGCAGGCACAGGUCUGGGCCGCGCUCGGUGGUUGGCACCGGUUCGCACACCCAUUCAACCAGCAGGACGCACUGACCGCGCUAGCAGUUCUCACUGACCGCGCUAGCUGCGGCUUCUGCGCUCCAGCAUUCCGAGCUCAUCAGCAAACGCCCUGGCGUCUGUCCUCACCAUGCCUAGCCUUUGGGACCGCUUCUCGUCGUCGUCCACCUCCUCUUCGCCCUCGUCCUUGUCCCGCACUCCCACCCCAGACCGGCCGCCGCGCUCAGCCUGGGGGUCAGCGGCCCGAGAGGAGGGGCUUGACCGCUGCACGAGCCUGGAGAGCUCGGACUGCGAGUCUCUGGACAGCAGCAACAGUGGCUUCGGGCCGGAGGAAGACUCGGCUUACCUGGAUGGGGUGUCGUUGCCUGACUUCGAGCUGCUCAGUGAUCCUGAGGAUGAACACCUGUGUGCCAACCUGAUGCAGCUGCUGCAGGAGAGUCUGGCCCAGGCGCGGCUGGGCUCGCGGCGCCCUGUGCGCCUGCUGAUGCCUGGCCAGCUGGUGAGCCAGGUGGGCAAGGAACUACUUCGCCUGGCCUACAGCGAGCCGUGUGGCCUGCGGGGGGCGCUGCUGGACGUCUGCGUGGAGCAGGGCAAGAGCUGCCACAGCGUGGGCCAGCUGGCACUCGACCCCAGCCUGGUGCCCACCUUCCAGCUGACCCUCGUGCUGCGCCUGGACUCACGCCUCUGGCCCAAGAUCCAGGGGCUGUUUAGCUCCGCCAACUCUCCCUUCCUCCCUGGCUUCAGCCAGUCCCUGACGCUGAGCACUGGCUUCCGGGUCAUCAAGAAGAAGCUGUACAGCUCAGAACAGCUGCUCAUUGAGGAGUGUUGAACUUCAACCUAGGGGGGUCGUCAGUGCCUCCCAGGGCAGAGAAGACUGAACUUUUGCGGUGGAGACUUCGGGCAGGAGCUGAGGGACUGAUUCCUGUGGUUGGGAAAACAGGCAGCCACCUAAAGUGGAGGGUGAGGGAACAAGAGUUUCCCAGGAAGCUCAUUGAGUUGUGUGCAGGUGGCUGAUUAUUGGGGACAUAGACCCCUCAGUACUGUAGCAUGAAACAAAGGCUUAGGGGCCAACAAGGCUUCUGGCUGGAUGUGUGUGUAGCAUGUACCUUAUUAUUUUUAUUACUGACAGUUAACAGUGGUGUGACAGCCAGAGAGCAGCUGGGCUGCUCCGGCCUCGGCCUGGCCCGGGGUGAAGGGGCCGGUGCUCCUCAGAGCAGCUGGAGGGAGGGGGGAGGUCGUGGAGGUGGUUUGUGUAUCUUACUGGUCUGAAGGGACCAAGUGUGUUUGUCAUUUGUUUCAUAGCUUUUGUUUUUCUGAUCGGAGCAUCACUACUGACCUGUUGUAGGCAGCUAUCUUACAGACGCAUGAAUGUAAGAGUAGGAAGGGGUGGGUGUCUGGGAUCACUUGGGAUCUUUGACACUUGAAAAAACACACCUGGGAGCUGCGGUCAACCCUUCCCCCAUGGAGUACUUCGGAGCUGAGCUGGGAGGGGAGGGGCCAAGAGGGUGGGGGCUGGAACUCCUCCCCUGCAGGAGUGCCAUCUGGGUCUUCCAUCUAGAACUGUUUACAUGAAGAUAAGAUACUCACUGUUCAUGAAUACACUUGAUGUUCAAGUAUUAAGACCUAUGCAAUAUUUUUUACUUUUCUAAUAAACAUGUUUGUUAAAACA